Molecule: messenger RNA, 1881 nt
Organism: Vigna angularis (adzuki bean)
Lineage: Eukaryota; Viridiplantae; Streptophyta; Magnoliopsida; Fabales; Fabaceae
Product: histone-lysine N-methyltransferase ASHR1
Exons: 15
Coding region: 8-1597 (529 amino acids)
Cellular component (GO): nucleus
Molecular function (GO): protein binding
Source: RefSeq, a predicted model, not a curated record
GCAGGUGAUGAAUAACCCGAACCCUCUAAACCAAAGGGAGGGGGAAAAGAAGAGCGCAGAGGUACCGUCCUUCCACCCAGCAAUGGAGAAUUUGCAAAGUGCUCUUAAAGAUUAUAGCUUAUCAGUUUCCACCGUCCCAGAAAAGGGUCGUUCUCUCUUCGCUUCAAGGGAUUUCUAUCCAGGGGAUGUGAUUAUAGGCCAAGAACCUUACGUUUGUGUUCCAAACAACUCCUCACUUUCCACCCCCAAAAGGUGUGAUGGAUGUUUCAUUACAUCUGAUGUCCUUAGAAGGUGCUCACGUUGCCAUGUUGCAUACUAUUGCGGAACCGCAUGUCAGAGGUCAGAGUGGAAGCUGCAUCGCCUUGAGUGUGAGGUCGUCUCAAGGCUUGACAAGGAUAAGAGAAAAUCUGUCACGCCAUCCAUACGGCUGAUGGUGAGACUUUACCUACGGAGGAAGUUGCAAGAUGAUAAGGUCACCCCAAGCACUGCUAUGGACAACUACAACUUGGUGGAGGCAUUAGUGGCUCACAUGUCUGAUAUCACAGAGGAGCAGCUGGUGCUUUAUGCACAGAUGGCUAAUCUUGUAUAUUCCAUAUUGAAAUGGCCGGAAAUCAAUAUAAAAGAGAUUGCAGAAAAUUUUUCUAAGUUUGCAUGUAAUGCUCAUACUAUUUGUGACAAUGAGUUAAGACCUGUGGGAACAGGAUUGUAUCCCGUAAUUUCCAUAAUCAAUCAUAGUUGUUUGCCCAAUUCUGUGUUGGUUUUUGAGGGAAGGUCAGCAUUGGUACGUGCUGUGCAACAUAUACCCGCAGGUACUGAGAACUGGCACCUACUUAACUUCACAGUUCUUAAUUAUUUCCACAGUGAAGCAGCUGUUCAAUUGAUAAGUUAUAUAGAGACUGCUGGAAGCACAAUAACUCGACAGAAGGCUCUCAAAGAGCAGUAUCUAUUCACUUGUACAUGUCCCCGCUGUUCUAAAAUGGGCCAGAAAGAUGAUAUACAAGAAAGUGAAAUUUUAGAAGGAUAUAGAUGCAAAAAUGAAAAAUGUGGUGGUUUCUUGCUUCGAACAACCGAUGGGAAAGGAUUUCAAUGCCAAGGUUGCCAACUAGUUAUGGGCAAGGAGGAGAUAAAGGAAAUUAUAACUGAAAUUGAAUUGCUAUCUGAAGAAGCAGCUUCUAAGUCUUCUUUCUCUUGCAGUUAUCAAGAAGUUAUUUCCAUUUAUAAAAAGAUUGAGAAACUGCAAACAAAGCUCUAUCAUCCUUUCUCAAUUAAUUUGAUGCAAACUCGAGAGAAGAUUUUGAAGUCAUUAAUGGAGCUGGAACACUGGACUGAAGCUUUAGCAUAUUGCAAAUUGACCAUUCCAUUCUAUGAAAAAGUGUAUCCAUCUGUUCACCCUCUGCUUGGAUUGCAAUAUUAUACUUGUGGAAAACUAGAAUGGUAUUUGGGAGAGACAGAGGAAGCUGUUAAAUCACUGACCAAGGCGGUGGAUAUACUACGGAUUACUCAUGGCACAAAUACACGUUUCAUGAAGGACCUCUUGAUGAAGUUGGAAGAAGCCCGUGCUGAAGCCUCUUGCAAAUGGUCCUCCAUACACUGCUAGAAUAACAACUUUCUCCUGCUGUUUGUACAAGCUACCAAAUACAUGGAUGGCUUGCUUUCCCUUAUUCCAAUAUUAAUAUUGACCAGAACGAUACCUUCUAAUGGAAUGUUAAUUUUGUAUGUUGGGAUGGGGGGAGUAUACUGCUCCUUUUGUUUGUUGCAGUUUACUUUUUUCAUUUGGAGAAUCAUAUCGAAUCUUCCACUCCCCCUUCACCCAAUGUGCAUUCUCCUGUAGCACCAAGAAAUGUUUUUAGACAUGAAAAGAUGUGGAGUGGUUUUGGUAAA